Molecule: messenger RNA, 1789 nt
Organism: Trachymyrmex septentrionalis
Lineage: Eukaryota; Metazoa; Arthropoda; Insecta; Hymenoptera; Formicidae
Product: ATP-dependent DNA helicase 2 subunit 1-like
Exons: 9
Coding region: 194-1789 (531 amino acids)
Biological process (GO): double-strand break repair via nonhomologous end joining; cellular response to X-ray; cellular response to gamma radiation
Cellular component (GO): Ku70:Ku80 complex; nucleus
Molecular function (GO): damaged DNA binding; telomeric repeat DNA binding; double-stranded DNA binding
Source: RefSeq, a predicted model, not a curated record
AUAUGAUUGGUUCUUACACUUAGAUUCAACAAAGAACUAAAGGCAAGAACCAAUCAUAUUAAAUAAUCACUAAGUGUUGACUGAUUAGUUUCUUCUGCUGAACACAGCCAAACUUUCUUCGUUCAUAGCAAUUCAUAUAAACAAAAAUUCGCAGAUUUUUAGUUGACGUUGAUUUUAAUUUUUCUUCAGAAAAAUGUCACAAGAUGAGGAAAUAGAUUCGCAAGCAAGUCAGUGGUACGGAGUACGAGAAGCCACAUUAUUUCUCGUCGAUUGUACAGAGAAAAUGUUUAUGCAUUCAUCUGAUGAUAAAAAAAUCACUUACAUCGAAAAGUUUUUCAAGCUAUACAAACAAAUUCUUCGACAAAAGUUAGCAUGGAGUAUGCAAGAUUGGAUGGGCAUGGUACUAUUUGGUACAGAAAAGAGUGACUCAAAUUUACCAUGGACAAACAUUCAGACUCUGCAAGAACUCAGAGUUGUUACUUUGGAUGAUUUACAACAGAUUAGAAAACUAACUAAAAGUGGCAUGAAGGAUUAUGAAAGUAUGAAAUUAAAAAAUAAUGCUCUGCUUCUUGAUGUAUUGACAUAUGCCACGGAUAUCUUCUUGAAAAUAAAAACAGUCCUCACUAAACGUAGAAUAGUUCUGAUCACUUGUUAUAACCCCGACUAUUUGGACGACGAAAAGCAUCGCAUCAGAGCAAAGGCGAAAUCUUUAAAGGAGUUGGACAUCAAUUUACACGUGAUCGAUUUGAGAAAUAAUUGGCCGCUUGACGAGUUCUAUAAAGAUUUAGAAAUGCUGUCAAGAAAGAUAGAGAUAGGUUACAGAAGGACGUCACUUGUUGACUUGGUACAACAGAUUAAAGCACCAUCUAAAAAUAUUGCACGCUUAUCCUUUCAGAUAUGCGAUGGUUUAGAGAUUGAUUUAGUGGUGCGUACUCUGGGCAGAAAACGUAGAUGUUUGCAAACAAAGCCAUUAAGCAAAGCGACUAAUCAAGUUUUAUCCAGAUCAACCUAUUUCAAGGGUACCAAUUUUUUCAUUGAUGAGGAAGACAGUGACAACGAGGAAUCUGAUUUACCUUUUAUGAUACCAGAGGAAGUUAACUUGGAAACUAAGGAAUUGAUCGGUGGUAAGAAGCUGCGUUUCAUGCGAAAGGAACUCUUGCGGAUAAAGCAUUUAUAUCCACCAGCUAUCAAAAUAAUUGGUGUAAGGCCUAUACCCAGUGAUCUUUUCAGAUAUCAUGUUAAACGGAAGUACUUUGUUAGAGCGGAUUAUGGUAGUACUCGUCAAGAUAAUCUAUUAUUCUUCAGCGCUUUAUUAAAUAAAUGUGCGACUAAAAGUAAAAUGAUAGUAUGCGCGUUCACAAUGCGGUUGAAUACACAAACUAAUCUCUGCUACAUGAUUCCGAACGCUGAAUUGGGCGGCUUUUAUUUAUCGAAAGUCGCAUUUCAAGGGAACAUAGGAGAUAAGAGCGAAGCGUUACUACAUUAUGACACGCAGAAUUCUGUAUCUGACAAGGAAGUUGAUCUGUGGAAAAAAACGAUCGACCGACUCGAUAUGAACUAUCAUCCGUAUAAUUUCAAAUCUUAUAAACUGGAGUGUCAGAUACAAAUAGUGGAGAAGUUAGCUCUGGACAAAGAACCUGGCCCUCCACCGAUUGAUUCUAUCGAGAAAUCAUAUUUAAUGGCUAAACAGAAAACAAGUAAUUUAAUAUCUGAAUUUUAUAAUAUGUAUCCUGAUUUACAAUUUAUCAAUGACGGUCCGACAAAAGCAAAAAAGCCUAGAAAAAAGUAG